Hibiscus syriacus is the source of this 954-nucleotide messenger RNA. RefSeq lists its product as uncharacterized. Gene Ontology annotation, molecular function: zinc ion binding; nucleic acid binding. The transcript has a single exon. The record is from RefSeq and is a predicted model, not a curated record. NCBI's taxonomy places the organism in Eukaryota, Viridiplantae, Streptophyta, Magnoliopsida, Malvales, Malvaceae. Bases 1 to 954 code for a protein of 317 amino acids.
AUGUCUGAUACUUCAUCCAAUUUACAGUCUAAUGCGAUUGUCGCUACACAGACUCAGGCUGCGAGCCAAACGUUAACUAUGACCAUGAGUCAUAAUGAAAAGCAUGCGAAAUUCAAUGGAGAGAAUUUCAAAACAUGGCAACAGAAAAUGUUGUUUUAUUUGACGACAUUGAAUCUGGCCAAAUUUUUGAAGGAUGAUCCUCCUACUAUUAGAGAGGAUGAAGUGGAUGUUGCAACCGCAUUCAACAUUACCGAAGCAUGGAAGCACUCUGAUUUCCUAUGUUGUAACUACAUCUUUAAUGGUUUAUCUGAUGCACUUUAUGAAGUAUACAGCAUAAAGAAAACGGCUAAGGAAAUAUGGGAAUCAUUGGACCAUAAAUACAAAACUGAAGAUGUUGGUGCUAAGAAAUUCUUAAUUGCCAAAUUCUUAAACUUUGUAAUGGUUGAUUCUAAAACUGUUGUGAAUCAGGUGCAAGAAUUCCAACUAAUCAUUCAUGGUAUUCUCGCAGAAGGGAUGAUUAUAAGUGAAUCCUUUCAGGUGGCGGCCAUUAUUGAAAAACUUCCACAUGCUUGGAAUAACUUUAAGAAUUACCUUAAGCAUAAGAGAAAAGAAAUGACAGUGGAAGAACUGAUUGUGAGACUUCGGAUUGAAGAAGACAAUCGAUGUGCGGCUAAAAGGCUAAACAAAACAGCCAAUCAUAACAUUGCCAAGGCAAAUAUGGUGGAAGUCAAAAAGGACUUCAAGAAAAGAAAGCAAGCUCAAUUUGAGUCUAAACUAGGACCAAAAGGCAGUGGUUCUAAGAAGCAAAAAUUCCAAGGGAAAUGCUUUAAUUGCAAUAAGACGGGACACAUGUCAUCCGAAUGUAGGCUUCCAAAAAGGUCCAGAACAAAAGAGGCUAAUGUUAUGACAGAAAUUUCCAAGGAAGUUCCAGAACAAAAGAGGCUAAUGUUAUGA